Messenger RNA from Xyrichtys novacula (pearly razorfish), 2455 nucleotides. The record is from the annotation of a GenBank genome assembly. NCBI's taxonomy places the organism in Eukaryota, Metazoa, Chordata, Actinopteri, Labriformes, Labridae.
AUGGCUGAUAAAAAACUCUCAGGUGUACCUCCUCCCUCCAUGCCUUCACCUUCUCAUCAGAACGGGGGAAUCCGUGGGACAUCAUCCAAAAGUUCCCCACAUCCCCACCAUAAUGGCAGCCUGGAGGCUAAACCAGAAUACCACAGUCCCAGCAAUAGGGGGGCUCAGUCUACACCCAGUAGCAGGAGUCCAACCUCCAGCUCACCCCUCAGGACCCUUGUAGGUUUUAUGACUUCUUCACCUAGUUCUAGUCCUAAAGGCAGCACCACAAGACCACGGGGUCAGAGUCUUGGCUCUGCUCUGAGCUCCAAGGCCAGAUCUUCAUCUUCCAAGAGCAAGGUAACUAUAACCUGCUGUCACGGGCAUUGAAUAUUGCAUUAUAGAUGUUGCCAGGAUGCAUUAGUCAUUUUAGUCUUUUUAAUGAACUAUCAAAAACUCCUCACAGGAUCUGUAACUGACUGUAAAAUGAAACAUGCUUUAUAACCCAGUGUUGAUCUCUAUGUUGUUGCUGUAGCGUAGGAGCAGCCAACAGGAAGAGCCUGAAGCUUUGUUGGACCUGAUCUUGGAGUGCCAGGGUCAGAGGCUGGAUGACCAGAGAGCCAGUGUUAGUUUACUGCCAGACCCAGGAGCAGCAGCCCUUUGUGGGGCCUGUAGCCCAGACCAGCCUUCACCACCCAGUCUGGACUUCUACUACAUGCUCAUACAUUACCAGGUACCAACAUGUCAUAGUGUAUACUUGUGGGUCACUGUAUUGAUGUUUGUCAUGAUGGUAUUGCAAAAAAACAAAUUGUUCUUGUUUCGAUCUACAAGUAGCUACAACUGAUAUUUCUUAGUACUGUAAGAAUUCUGCAUUUCAAAACAUCAGUUUUAUUUUUUAUUUUGACAAAACUAUUGGAAAAGAAGAGGGUGCUAGAAAGGCUGGAAACAUCCAUGAACAUUAGGGGCUUAUUGAUGCUACCCUUUACAUAAUGAAAUAGAUCUGUAUGUUUUAAACAGUGUAAUCACCUUAGCCUUCAAACUUCGAUGCAUCCUUCACCUUGGAAUGGACAUUAAGCAAUACAUUCACCAGGUGUCAAAAGUUUCUCCUCAAAAACAUGCAAACUUAACAAAAAUUGUCAAAACAUUUUAUUUCUGUUUCAGUUAUCUCAAAAAUUAUCAUUUUUGUGUUCGCUUACUUAACUUGAAUGCAGGAGCACAGCAUUCUGAUUGCAAAUAGUACCUACAAUAAAGUAGGGAGUGAGUGUCAGUUGCGAAGGACUAGGCCCUAAAAAUGGUCUCCUAGAGCCAUUUGGCAGUAGAAAAAGUGCAUUCUUGCAGUGCUAAAUUAUCUGAGCCAUUAAAAAGACUUCCCAUCACUUGUAGCAUUUACAAAUGAAGAGGAAGAAGGAUCCAAGAGUUAAGGUUGCAGACAACUUGAGCAAGAUUGUACAGUCUUCGUAGACCUAAUCCAUGAGUCUUUAUAAAAUAAAAAGGGUGUUGGGAUACAAUCUUUUGCUAAACUUGGAUCGUAGGAACCCUUUCUGUUGCAGCAGGAAGGAAAGUAGAAUGUCAGGGUUUCUAACAGGCUUUUAACGUUAACUUUCACUUUCAUUAGUUUAUUUUCCAUGAAACUCCCGUUACUUGUCAAAUUUGUAAAGCAUUGACUCAAUGUCGGUUUCUCCACUGUGGAAAGCAUCCCCUACUCAUCCAAAUACUAAACAAUAGUGUCUGUAACGUGUUUAUCUCUGUCAUUUCAUCAUUGUAAUUGCCCAUUAGAGUGAAGACUUCACAGACUUCAGGCUGUUGGCUGAUACCGUUAUGAAAAGCUGCUGCCCCCUCUGCUGGAGAUGGUGGAGGGCAGCAGCGUCAACUUGAUAGUUCAAUGGCAACUUCCUCUUAAAUUUCACAACCCUAGAGACAUUCAUGACAUAUCCAUUCAGAAAGGCAAAAACUGAGCAGUAAUCUCUGAGUCCAUUAGAUACUCCAGACUUUUUUUUUUUUGAAGCAGGGGUUUUGUUUCAUGUCUGGUUUAAACUACUGGCUUCCAUACCCAACAUGGCUGCAUGAUUGUCAGUGGUUCUGUAGCAGUAUCUGCAAGCUUGCAAAAAAGCUUCCAGAUACUGACUGCAGAGUACAGACUAAGGGUUUCAUUCAUAUCUGUCUGCAUAACCUUCAUAAACAAUGAAUAUGCUUCGAGGAGUUUUCAGGGACUUGUUUGUCUCUGGAUCUGCAUGUCUCACCAUCUCUCACUCUAUAGUCUGACAGGAUGGAGGACCAGAGAUGCUCUCUUCCUGAUCUAGAGGAUGUGCUUGCUUCAGUCCCAGAAGGCCAGGAUGAUUUCUUCAGUUUAAUCCAGAGAGUUCAGUCCAGGAGAAUGGACGAACAGAGAGCCUCAAUGUCUGUGGCCCACACUGAAGAGGACAAACACAUCGACAAGGCUGGGUCCUUUCCCCACCAUAAUCACCACCCUCAGUGA